This is a messenger RNA of Adineta steineri, 1404 nucleotides long. The record is from the annotation of a GenBank genome assembly. NCBI's taxonomy places the organism in Eukaryota, Metazoa, Rotifera, Eurotatoria, Adinetida, Adinetidae.
AUGACGACAAAUAUUUCAACUUCAAAAUCUCCUCUACCACACUUUGCUUGUCAAGUAUGCGGGAAUUUCCUGCAACAAGAUUCUUCAUUAGAAUCAAUCGAUGAUCAGAUAAUGAAACCAAGUGCAUGUAGUACAACCAUGUGUGAUGAAUCCUAUAAUGAAUUACAACAAGGCGGAUCCGAUGGUACUAUUGUUAUUCGUAAAACAUUAGGACGAAAAAGAUUAUCACAAAGUAGUCUUGAUAGUACAAACAGUUUUGCAUUUGUUCCUCAUGAUUUAAAUAAAGAUUUGGAACAAAAAUCAAUGCGUGAAUAUCGAAAUGAUAUUAAUAUGCAUGAAAAAUUCUAUGAUUUUCUUUCUGAACAAUAUACAUUUGAUCAUCCUUUAUGUCAAGAAUGUACAGAUACACUGCUGGAUAAACUCGAUGUUGAUUUACAAAUGGCGACACAUGAAUUAACAAGUUAUCAAAAAUUACUCGAACAAUUUAAUUCAGCAACAAAUAUUCAACCAGAAGAUUAUGAUAAAUUAAAACAAGAUUUACUUGAAUUAGAUGAAGAAGAAAACAAAUUAAAAGAUGAAUUAGCAGCUUUAGAAAAAGAAAAUGAACGAAUACAACAUGAAUCUGAACAACUAACAAAAGAAGAACAAUCAUUAGAAAUUGAAGAAACUAGAUUUUUACGAGAUUAUAAUGAACAAAAACGUUUAUUAUAUGAAGCUGAAGAUGAACAGAAAAGUAUUGAUAAUCAAACAAAACAUGCUCGUGCUCAAUAUGAAAAAUUAAGUAAAACAAAUGCUUUUAAUGCUGCAUUUCAUAUAUGGCAUCAAGAACAUUUUGGUACAAUAAACGGUUUUCGUCUUGGUCGUUUACCAAGCAUUGCUGUUGAAUGGUCAGAAAUCAAUGCUGGUCUUGGUCAAGCUGCUUUAUUACUUAAUUCCUUAGCUAAACGAAUUGAUCUUCAAUUCACUAAAUAUAGAAUUAUUCCAUUAGGAAGUUAUUCCUAUAUAGAAGAUUUUAAUGAACGUAAAAAUGGAAAAUUUGUACAAUUACCACUUUAUACAGGUCGACGACAUUUUAGUUGGGAUACUCAAUUCGAUAAAGCAUUGAUUGCAUUCCUUGAUUGUGUUAAUCAAUUUAAAUUAGCAAUUGAAUCGAAGAAUCAACGUUUUUGUUUACCAUAUAAAAUGAAUGAAAAAGGAAAUGGUAUUAUAACCGAUAGUAAUGGUUAUCAAUUUAGCGUCAGAUCACAAGUUAGUUCACAAGAACAAUGGACAAAAGCAUUAAAAUAUAUGUUAACGAAUUUAAAAUGGGGUUUGACUUGGAUAACCAGUCAGUUACCUGAUGAUAUGACAACAUCUAAUGCUAUCCCAUCGCCAUCAUCACCAACAGUUGCAUCGCCAAGAUAA